Molecule: messenger RNA, 1434 nt
Organism: Aureobasidium uvarum
Lineage: Eukaryota; Fungi; Ascomycota; Dothideomycetes; Dothideales; Saccotheciaceae
Source: the annotation of a GenBank genome assembly
AUGAGAGCGUGUCAAUUCCCGGGGCUGAGUCUACAGACGACUAGCCCCCUGCUGCACGCGUCUCGCUCGACUUUUGUUCCUACCACCUCGAGGACCUUGCUGAAGAGCCAUCAAACUCGUAUUCUUGUAACCUCUCGCCCUCGACACAACUGGUCGUUGCUCAAUCACCGCAUACCGACCCGACCGUCCCCGUCUCAUCCAUCCAUUUCCUGCACGAGCACGACCUCCACCACCAUGGAGCACACUCGAGGUCAUUUCGGUCACUCACACCAUGGCCACCACCAUCACCACGAUACAACCUUCCUAACGAGUACGGACAAGAACGACGCUGGAGUCCGUAUCACGCGAGUCGGACUUUUUGUCAACCUCGGCAUGGCCAUUGCUAAGGGAGUCGGUGGUUACGUCUUCAACUCCAAAGCGUAUGUGCCAGCCCCUUCAGCCUGUCACGAUCUCAUCUCCGAUUUCACCACCCUCGCGACCGUCUCGUACUCAUUACGAGCCCCCACAAGCAGGUUCCCCACUGGCUACGGAAAGAUUGAGUCUCUCGGGGCACUUGGCGUGUCGGGUAUCCUUCUUUCGGGAGGAAUCAUGAUCGGCCUACAGGCAGUUAUGGCUCUCGCACAACAAUUCUUCCCGGAUAUCGCCCAUGUACUCUCCCACAUUGGCAUCUUCGGCCACGGCCACAGCCACAAUCAUAGUCAUGGCAUUGAGGGCAUGGGUGUCAACAUCAAUGCAGCAUGGCUGGCCGCCGGCAGUAUCAUAAUAAAAGAGUGGUUAUACCGAGCGACCAUGAAGAUCGCAACAGAGAAGCGCAGCAGUGUUCUGGCGAGCAACGCAUACCACCACCGUGUCGACAGUCUGACUGCUGUUGUUGCCUUGGCCACCAUCUGUGCCAGUCACUUCUUGACAAACGCUGCUUGGCUCGACCCUGUGGGUGGUCUCGUCAUCUCAGGCAUGAUCGUGCAAGCUGGAUACGGGAACACCAAGGCUGCACUCCUGGAGCUGGCCGAUGUAUCGAUCGAUGACGAAAUGAAGCACAAGAUCGAGAGCGCUGCAUCGCAAGCUCUGGGAGCUCUGAAGCUGCCCACCGAGUCGGCUCCCCAGGUCCAGGGCAUCAAGAGUGGCCAAAACUACCUGGUUGAGAUCGCCGUCACCGUCCCCUCGACCUGGACGUUGGAGCAAAUGACCGAAGCCGAGAACAGCAUGCGCGAAAAGGUAUCCUCUGCCACGCAAGGAAUCAAGCGUGUCUCGAUCCGCUUCACCAGCUCGGAAACAACCGGCGAUGCUUUUGCGAACGAGUUCGUUGCCUCCAAAGACCAGACACAUGGCCACGAGCAUGAACACGAGCACGAGCACAGCCAUGAUGAUGGACACAGCCAUAGCCAUGAACCCGUACAAGAAGGCUCCAAGACAGGACUCAACAAGAGAAAGUAA